GUUCCUUUCCUCUCUCUCUCUCAUCUACUAUUCUUCUCCCCCCCUCUCUUUCUCUCUCUCUCUCUCUCUCUCUCUCUCUCUCUCUCUAGAUACCUUCCACCUGAAAACUUCCUCUUAUCGCCGGGAAACAGCUCAUUUGUCCGGCGACAGCCUCCGUGUGCUCUCGGAAAACCGCUUGUUUUUUUUUGAGUUGAGACUCGCCGAUUUGUGUGGCUUCCAUUUCGUAUCGACAACGAUUCGGAUCUCUGAGUUUGACUCGGUUUGUUCCUGUUUGGCGCGUUUUCAGAAAAUGUGGGCUCUUUGCUUCUCUGUUUUGAAUUUUUGAUGCAUAAGAUCGUGAACUAGGGUUUGGAUUUUGGAUUUCUGGACUUGGUUUUGUAGUUAAAACUUCUUGAAAAACGGAGGCUGAUAGAGCGCGACUGCGGAAUGAAAUGGUGGAAGGAAGGGUCUGUUUGUCCAAAGAGGCUAGAAAUGGGUUAGAGUUUCUGAAGCGUAAAAGACUUCAGCGAAUGAAAUCAGAAACUGUCAGCGAAACUGUAGGCAUCACUGGUAUGAUGAGUAGAAGUGGAGGUGAUGCUUUAAGGGCUUCAGCCUCAUGUGGCAUUAGAUUACACAGAAAUGUGGAAUCAUUUGUUCCAUCCGAUGGUGCUCCAAGUGGGAAGGAUGCCUUUUCAAAGCGAAAGGUCGAUAAGUUUGAUACAAGUGAUUUGGAAUGGACUGAGAAAAUCACGGAAUGCCCUGUAUACCAUCCAACAAAGGAGGAGUUUGAGGAUCCUUUGGUGUAUUUACAGAAAAUAGCUCCAGAAGCUUUAAGAUAUGGUAUAUGCAAGAUCGUUUCCCCUUUGAGUGCUUCUGUUCCAGCUGGGGUUGUAUUGAUGCGGGAGAAAGCAGGAUUCAAGUUCACAACUAGAGUGCAACCCCUUCGUCUUGCUGAGUGGGAUACUGAUGACAGGGUCACCUUUUUCAUGAGUGGAAGAAACUAUACGUUUCGUGAUUUUGAGAAAAUGGCGAACAAGAUUUUUUCCCGUAGAUACUGCAGUGCCAGUUGUCUUCCUGAAACAUACUUGGAAAAAGAAUUUUGGCAUGAAAUUGCUUGUGGAAAGACAGAAACAGUUGAAUAUGCAUGCGAUGUUGAUGGUAGUGCCUUUUCAUCAUCUGUCAGUGAUCCACUUGGAAAUAGCAAAUGGAAUUUGAAGAAUGUUUCACAGCUACCGAAGUCCAUUUUACGUCUUUUGGGUACAGCUAUUCCGGGGGUAACAGAUCCCAUGCUUUACAUAGGAAUGUUAUUUAGUAUGUUUGCUUGGCAUGUGGAAGAUCAUUAUUUAUAUAGUAUUAAUUACCAUCACUGUGGAGCGUCAAAAACAUGGUAUGGAGUUCCAGGUCAUGCAGCUUUAGAUUUUGAAAAAGUGGUCAGGGAACAUGUUUAUACCCAUGAUAUUCUAUCAACUGAUGGGGAGGAUGGAGCUUUUGAUGUACUUUUGGGGAAAACAACUUUGUUUCCUCCAAAUAUAUUGUUAGAACAUGGUGUCCCUGUGUACAAGGCUGUGCAGAAGCCUGGGGAGUUCGUUAUCACCUUCCCUAGAGCUUAUCAUGCUGGAUUUAGCCAUGGUUUUAAUUGUGGUGAGGCUGUGAACUUUGCGAUUGGUGAUUGGUUUCCUAUGGGAGCUAUUGCUAGCUGGCGAUAUGCGAUUCUUAACAGGGUGCCUCUUCUUCCCCACGAAGAAUUACUUUGCAAAGAAGCUAUGAUUCUCUCUACGAGCCUGGAAUGUGAAGAUUCAGAUUAUUCAUCUGCAGACUUGAUUUCUCAUCAUUGCAUUAAGGUUUCUUUCAUCAAACUGAUGCGUUUCCUGCAUCAUGCUCGAUGGUCUCUGAUGAAAUCAAGGGCAUGUACUGGUCUUUUGCGAAAUACCUAUGGAACUAUUCUCUGCAGCUUAUGCAAACGGGACUGUUAUGUAUCUUUCCUUAACUGCAGCUGCGAAAUGCAUCCUGUGUGCCUUCGUCAUGAUUUUAAGUCACUUAACUUUUCAUGCGGAAGAAAUUAUACAUUAUUUUUGAGGGAGGAUAUUUCAGCCAUGGAAGCUGCAGCCAUGAGUUUUGAGAAGGAAGAUAGAGUGCUGGAGGAUAUCCAACAGCAAGUAAGAAGUGGGGAUGAUUUGUAUUCAUAUCCAGCAUCAAACAAAUUUCUGAGUGUUAUAGAGGAUGGAUAUUCUCCUUAUUGUGAGAUAAAUUUUGACUUUAACAUGGAGACUGCUGUGACACUUCAGGAUCAGUCACAAUAUCGUAGCCAGUCCACAUUCAUAUGUGGCAUUGAAAAUGAUAGACCUGAAGUCUCAGAAACAUCUGUUGCUUGUUCUGCAUCUACACUCUGCCCUCCUGGAGAACUGAUUGAAAGCUCUUCAGCAGCCAACAAGAAGGUAAAGGGGUGGGCUGACUUUGCCAAUAGGAAUCCUGAAUCUACAAAGUUCUCUGAUGAAGAAUCACAGGACAUGCACGAGUCCGCUCUAUCCCCUUUGUCUCAUGAGAAAUGCGCAAGUAGUACCCAGCAUGGUGAUCUUCAUGAUUCAGAGGCUAGACCUAAUGCAGAUCAUCAAAGUGAUGAUUCUGAUUCAGAGAUAUUUAGGGUCAAGCGCCGGUCUUCUCUCAAAGUGGAAAAAAGAGUUGUGAAUGAUGAUGCUUCUUCAAAGAAUUUUGAAUUCCAGGGGCUGAAACGAUUGAAGAAGCUUCAGUUUGAAAGAAGAUAUGGUCAAACAAUGCCAACAGAAUGCAGCCGAACUGAUGACGAAUCAAAUCACAAUUCUUUAUCCACUUUACAUCGAAAGGAAGCUCCAGAGAGUACAUGGAGAGACAGGUUUGCCAGGGGAAGUAUCAUUCCCAUCUCUAUUAAGUUCAAAAAGUUGGUCAGUGAUGAAACAAUGAGCAGAGAUAAAGAAAACCAGAGAUUGGAUAAGUUCCCGCAUGAGUUGGGGAAGACCAUGAGGGAACCGCCCCCUAUAGAGAUGGGGCCUAAGCGUCUUAAAGUCAGAGGCCCAUCAUUUCAAGGGUCGGAGAGCAGGUUAGAUUGACAUUUAUAUAACAUGAUGAUUGAUGAGGAAACUGGUUGGCCUGUCUCUGGAGCAUCAUCUAGAGCCUGACUCUGCUAACUAUAUUUUCUCUAAUGGGGUUCUAACAACACGGAAAAUCCAAAUGAUUGUGGGAGCAGCAGUAAAAAUUAACCAACUUUAGGAAAUUUUUAUUCUUUGUGCAGGCCUCGAAUUUGGGGCACUUUGCACGGAUGGUGAUUCUUCUGGUUCUCAAGCCAGGGUGUUUUCCGUCUUUGGCAGGAGAACCUUCCUGCAAAAGCUGAAAGUAGAAUUUGGUUAGUAACUCUGUAAAUUUGUUUUUAUCAGCCAAAUUAAUUCUUGAGAGGAAAGGUGAGUAUUCCCAUUACUCCUCCAAGGUCAUUCUGCUGCUUCCUCUUAGGUGCUUUAUUCUUUUUGUAGCAAUCGACUACUUGAAUAAAUGCAGAGAAAUGCCUUUUUUUCUCUCCAA
Molecule: messenger RNA, 3528 nt
Organism: Hevea brasiliensis (rubber tree)
Lineage: Eukaryota; Viridiplantae; Streptophyta; Magnoliopsida; Malpighiales; Euphorbiaceae
Product: lysine-specific demethylase JMJ13
Exons: 11
Coding region: 432-3062 (876 amino acids)
Biological process (GO): chromatin remodeling
Cellular component (GO): nucleus
Molecular function (GO): histone demethylase activity
Source: RefSeq, a predicted model, not a curated record